Molecule: messenger RNA, 805 nt
Organism: Osmerus eperlanus (European smelt)
Lineage: Eukaryota; Metazoa; Chordata; Actinopteri; Osmeriformes; Osmeridae
Gene: gbgt1l2
Product: globoside alpha-1,3-N-acetylgalactosaminyltransferase 1, like 2
Exons: 2
Coding region: 45-683 (212 amino acids)
Biological process (GO): carbohydrate metabolic process
Cellular component (GO): membrane; Golgi apparatus; vesicle
Molecular function (GO): hexosyltransferase activity
Source: RefSeq, a predicted model, not a curated record
UGCUUUUCCUGAAGGACUUCCUGCACACAGCAGAGAAGCACUACAUGGUUGGCUACAAGGUUGACUACUACAUAUUCACUGACAGACCUGGAGACGUUCCAAAUGUUACCCUGGCGGAAGGGAGACGGGUGAGAGUGUUGAAGGUGCCCAGCUCCAACCGCUGGCAGGAGAUUUCAGCUCGCAGGAUGGAGAUGAUCCAGACGACCAUCGAGAGUACGAUCAGGGGUCACGCUGACUACAUCUUUUGUCUGGACGUCGACUCCAAGUUCCACGCUCACUUUGGGGUGGAAGCUCUGGGUCGACUGGUUGCCACGAUACACCCAGGUUACUAUGCUACUGAGCGAGGAAGCCUUCCGUACGAACGCCGUCCUGAGUCACGGGCCUACAUCCCCUUUGGGGAGGGAGACUUCUACUACGGAGGCGCCGUCUUCGGAGGACUGCUGGAGGAUGUCCGCACCAUGGCAGAGAUCUGCCGUCGGAAUUUUGAGGCGGACGCGGCCAAUGGGAUCGAGGCAGCGUGGCAAGAGGAGAGCCACCUGAACAGGUACUUUACGUACAACAAGCCGUCUAAGUUGCUGUCGCCUGAGUACCUGUGGCAGGACGUGGCUGGCCGGAGCAAGCAUGUCAAGAUCAUUCGUUUCUCAGGGGUGGCCAAGAACUAUGCUGACUUCCGGCCCAACUGAGGGUAAAGGGAAGUGAUGUAAUAAACUGUUUCAACUGAGGAGAAGGGAUGUGAUGUCAUAGACUGUUUCAACUGAGGGUAAGGGACGUGAUGUCAUAAACUGUUUCAACUGAGUGUAUCCUA